Xenopus laevis (African clawed frog) is the source of this 881-nucleotide messenger RNA. RefSeq names its product regulatory protein zeste-like. The transcript has 6 exons. Lineage: Eukaryota; Metazoa; Chordata; Amphibia; Anura; Pipidae. The coding region runs from base 192 to 794 and encodes 200 amino acids. The record is from RefSeq and is a predicted model, not a curated record.
CCAAAAAAAUGAAAUACUAAGAGCGAUCUUAGUGAUCUGAACGAUUUGCAGCGACUCCAAAAAGCGACAAAGAAGAGGAUAAAGAAGAAAAAAAACAGUCUUUUUAAAGACUACCAACUUACAUCAAGAGCAGAGAAAUAACAGCAACCUGCUCAACCCAUUGCGGGUCAUCAGGAGGAAGGAGCGUCAAGAUGGGCGCCAAACUGUGCAACAUCCUGCACCGGCACCGGCAUACUGAGACUGUUGACAUCAAUCAGUCUUUUGAUGCUUGUGAGCCUUGGGUGAGUAUUUGCUUUUCAGGUAUGAAGCAGGAGCUGCUGAGAGACAUCCGGAAGGAGAUGAGGAUAGCAGCAGGGGCGCAAAAGCUGUACCUUGUCACCAAGGACAGACAGACCAAAGCCCAAGUGAAGGAGCUGAGGAACAUCAGUGAGAGGAAGGUGAAAGCCCUUUUCUCCUCUCUCCACAAGCUCAAUGUGCAGCUAGCUCAGAGGGAAGCAGAGAAUUCUCCAGAUGCAGUUCUGGAGACUACAAGGGACACCGAUGUCAACUUCCCUGCACCAGAGAUCACUGCGCCUGAGGUUCAGGUCAUUUCAGACCCCGCCAGUGAUUCAUCACAACAUCAACAUGAUGAAUCAUCUGAGGAACCUGUUCCAGAGAUAGAACAGCCGCCUGAACAACCAUCUGACAGGGACUUACCUGUAGAAGAUACAAAUGAGGAGGCUGAGGAAGAGGCAGAAUCUGUUGUUGAAGAAGAUCCAGUGCAACAACAACAACAGAAUGAGGAAGAAAGGUAAACUCACACUUUAUAUGGGAGGCUGCGGUUAAGACUGAUUUCUACUAUAAACUUGCAUUAUACUAAUCAUGUACCUCAAUGACCUCUU